AUGACUAGAACCUCCGUUUUGGCCGACGCUCUCAAUGCUAUCAACAACGCUGAAAAAACAGGAAAAAGGCAGGUCCUUAUCAGACCAUCAUCCAAAGUCAUUCUCAAAUUUCUCCAGGUUAUGCAAAAGCAUGGUUACAUUGGAGAAUUCGAGUACAUCGAUGACCAUAGAUCGGGAAAGAUUGUCAUUCAAUUGAAUGGUAGACUGAACAAAUGUGGUGUUAUCAGCCCAAGAUAUAACGUCAAGAUCAACGACAUUGAAAAGUGGACUGACAGCUUGCUUCCAGCCAGACAGUUCGGUUAUGUAAUUCUCACAACUUCCGCUGGUAUUAUGGACCAUGACGAAGCUAAGAGAAAACAUGUUGCUGGUAAGAUUUUGGGAUUUGUGUAUUAG
This is a messenger RNA of Ogataea angusta, 393 nucleotides long. RefSeq lists its product as uncharacterized. The coding region runs from base 1 to 393 and encodes 130 amino acids. Gene Ontology annotation, cellular component: cytosolic small ribosomal subunit; ribosome. Gene Ontology annotation, biological process: translation. The transcript has 2 exons. Gene Ontology annotation, molecular function: structural constituent of ribosome. Lineage: Eukaryota; Fungi; Ascomycota; Pichiomycetes; Pichiales; Pichiaceae. The record is from RefSeq and is a predicted model, not a curated record.